Molecule: messenger RNA, 2358 nt
Organism: Nezara viridula (southern green stink bug)
Lineage: Eukaryota; Metazoa; Arthropoda; Insecta; Hemiptera; Pentatomidae
Source: the annotation of a GenBank genome assembly
AUGAGUGUUGAUACUAUGAUAAUUUCAAAAGAAAAAAGAAGAAUUCUUCAAUGUGGAUCUUAUAAAGGAAAAGGUAUAGCUGUCUUUACCAGUGGAGGAGAUUCUCAGGGUAUGAAUGCUGCUGUAAGAGCUGUUGUCCGAAUGGGUAUAUACUUAGGUUGCAAGGUCUAUUUUAUUAGAGAAGGAUAUCAAGGUAUGGUUGAUGGUGGAGACUGCAUUGUUGAAGCUCAAUGGACAUCAGUUUCUUCGAUUAUUCAUAAGGGGGGAACUGUUAUUGGCUCAGCUCGCUGCAAAGAUUUUCGAGAAGUUGAAGGAAGAAUGAAAGCUGCAAAAAACUUAAUACAGCGGGGAAUUAAUAAUUUAGUCGUGAUUGGAGGUGAUGGUUCUCUGACUGGUGCUAAUUGUUUUAGAAAUGAGUGGACAACUUUGGUGAAGAAUCUUCUGGAUAAAGGUGAAAUAAGUUCAGAACAAGCUAAUAAAUGUGAAUACUUAAAUAUUGUUGGGCUUGUGGGUUCUAUUGACAACGAUUUUUGUGGUACGGAUAUGACUAUUGGAACUGAUUCAGCUUUGCAUAGAAUCUUAGAAGCAGUGGAUGCCAUAGUUUACACUGCUUAUUCUCAUCAAAGAACUUUUAUAAUGGAGGUUAUGGGUAGACAUUGUGGGUACUUGGCUCUAGUUUCGGCUCUUUCUUCAGAAGCUACUUAUGUUUUUGUUCCUGAAUUUCCUCCUCCAGAGGAUUGGGAGUCAGAUCUCUGCAAAAGAUGUUCAGAGGAAAGAGAGGCUGGGCAAAGGUUGAACAUAAUAAUUGUAGCAGAAGGUGCUGUAGAUAGAAAUGGUAACCCUAUCACUUGUGAAAUGAUAAAAGAUAUUGUAGAGAAAAGACUGAAGCAAGAUACUAGGAUUACUGUUCUCGGUCAUAUACAACGAGGAGGAAAUCCAUCUGCUUUUGAUAGGAUCCUUGCUUGUCGGAUGGGUGCAGAAGCUGUCAUUGCCUUAAUGGAUGCUACUCCUAAUUCUGAAGCUAUAGUUGUAAGUCUUAAUGGAAACCAAGCUGUUCGUGUUCCUCUCAUGAAAUGUGUCGAUAGAACAUUAGGAGUUGCCAAGGCAAUGCAGGAUAAAGAUUGGGAUUUAGCUGUUGAGCUUAGAGGGAGGAGUUUCAGGCGGAAUCUUGAUACUUAUUUACUAUUAAAUCAAGGAGAAGGAAAGGUUAAAACGAAUAAAGAGGAGCCUAUCCUUAAUCUUGCUGUAAUGAAUAUUGGUGCACCAGCUUGUGGUAUGAAUUCUGCUGUGCAGACAUUUGUACGUGUAGGGAUAUUUAAGAACUCUAAAAUUUAUGGCAUACAUGAUGGAAUUGAUGGAUUAAUUAAUGGAGAGUUCCAAGAAAUGAAGUGGUCAGAUGUAACUGGCUGGGUUGGAGAAGGAGGUGCGCUGCUUGGUACAAAAAGAACACUUCCUAGAGGUCAUUUUCAAAGAAUUGCUGAACAGCUGAAUGCUCAUAAUAUUCAGGGCUUGUUGAUUAUUGGAGGUUUUGAGGCCUACCAGACUGCUCUUGAUUUUGUAUAUCAAAGAGAUAAUUUUAAACCUUUUUGUAUACCGAUUGUUGUUAUUCCUGCUACCAUUAGUAACAAUGUGCCUGGCACUGAUUUUUCACUUGGUUGUGACACUGCUCUCAAUGAGAUUGUAGCGAUAUCAGACACUAUUCGUCAAUCUGCUCAAGGUACAAAAAGGAGAGUAUUUAUUGUUGAAACGAUGGGAGGAUAUUGUGGUUAUUUAGCUACUCUUGCUGGUUUGGCAGGAGGUGCCGAUGCUGCUUACAUUUAUGAAGAAAAUUUUUCAAUAAAAGAUUUACAAAAAGAUUUGUACCAUAUGGCCUCAAAAAUGGCCGAAGGAGUACAGAGAGGCCUUAUUAUACGAAAUGAGAAGUGUAAUGAUAAUUAUAACUGCGAUUUCAUGACAAGAUUGUUCGCUGAAGAAGGGAAAGGUGUAUUCACUGCAAGGAGCAAUAUUAUAGGUCAUAUGCAACAAGGAGGUAGUUCUUCUCCAUUUGACAGAAAUAUGGGAAUAAAACUGGCACUAAAGGCUUAUUCAUGGUUGGAACAGGAAAGUCAAAACUGCAUGAACAAUGGUGCUGUCUACACCAAUGAUCCCCAAACUACUGUAGUUCUUGGACUUAAAGCGAGAAACAUUACAUUUACACCUGUUAUUCAGCUUGCAAAAGAUACUAAUUUUGAGAAACGUAUACCAAAGCAUCAAUGGUGGUUAAAACUUCGUCCACUUCUGAGAAUUUUCGCUAAACAUGAAGGCAUAUAUGAAGAUGAAGGGGCAUUUAUCUUGGAUGAAAGUACUUCUGAUGACUGA